GUGAUCAGGUAGCAUUUGGCUUUUGAAGGUGUUUUGAUUUUGCAAGUCUGGACUGUUAAUUCUUGAGCCUUCGACCUUGUGUUCCUCCGGACUUACAGAUACCCAUCCAUUUUGUUAUGGAGCGUCCAGUCUCAACUCCUGCAGUGCACCGUCUACCGACCUAUGAGACGGUGAGCAAUGGCACAUAUUGGGUAACACCCAAAAAAGAACCAGAAAGCCCCCCAACAUCUCGUAUAGGCGACAUCAACUGUGAACCAAGCCCACGCUCCUUGUCAUACGAAAUGCUGGGAGUACAUGCCGAUGAGCCCGUUACCGCCGGAAUAAGAACUCCCCUGAACGGCUUGGCAGAAGUAGAUGAUAUCGGAAUGGGUUCACCAAGUGGAGGAUCUAAUGGUGCGUCUGAUAUGGUGCCCACAAAUAUUCAGACCGCAGCUGCAUCCUUUCCUGCCUUGCUGAACAUAUGGGCACGUUUCGCCACCGCGAAGCCGGUUGGGAGAUCUCCCAUAAGUGAAAUGCAAAGUGUACUGGAGUCUGUACCAGCAAGUUCAACUGUACAGGCAGGCGAUAAACUGUUUGCAGCUGUGGAUAAUGGACGAGUGUCCUUACGUAACAAUGAAGAACCGGUCACCUGCAGACCAGAGGGAUCCGGGCUGCUUGGUCGCACCGCUGCCGCUAUCCAUAAUGCGAACGAUGAAAUUAAACAGCGAGAGCUUUAUCAAUUACAGUUGGAGAUACUUGAGCACUCGGAGAAAGUGGAUCUAGUCGAAAAUCAGUUCAUUGAAGACAUGAAUGCCUCCUAUCAGCAUCAAGCUGAAAUUGCGAGAUUGGCUAACGAAUGUGAUUCUCUACGAGCGCGCAUUAUGAACUUGCAAAAAGAACUAGUCGAAAAAGAAGCCCACAAGCAGCGUGUAGACGGAGCAAGGAAUCAGCUUUCCCUAAAAUUGGCAAUGUCGAAGCAACAGUUGGGUGAAAUGAAAGCUGAAGCCGCAACAAAGCGUGCUGACCUACUGGCUCGAUUGAAAUAUGUCCAAAUUGGUCAAAAUGCGGGAGUUCAACCCCUUGGGAUAUCCAGCCUUGAAAAACAUACAGGCAUUCCAAACCAGUUGAUGUCCACCCUCAACUCAAAUGUGCUUGAUACAAGCAAACCCCCUUUGUCUAGUAAUGAAAUUGCGAUGCAGACUGAGGGAAAUGCUUCUAAUCGCGCGAUGUUACCCAUCUUGAAAAACAAGGGAGCUGCUGUUGAGAGCAGAUGGUCCCCGAUUUCGGAAAUUGAGACGGCACCAGAGGCACCUCUUGAAGAUGCUGUGCAAAAGCUUUUCGAAAGCAUAUCCCAGACUCCUAGAAGAUUAGGCUCUGAGCCGCAGGGUGAAAGCCGUACUGACGAGAGGCCUGUCGUAAUUUCGAUUAUAGAGAGAGAUACUGAUUCUUCGAAGCAGGCCUUGUCAGAAUCACGCGCUGUAACACCAACACGAGGCAACGACAACAGGCGUACGGAAAAGUCCCGUAGUCCCGAGAGGACUAGUGCAAAUCCCUAUUUGCUCGCAUCUGGAAAACGACAACGUGUAUGCCUACAUUGGAAUCGUGGCAACUGCAUUCAUCGCAAUUGUUACCAUUUGCAUCAAUGCGCUUAUUGCGGCUCGUCUGCCCAUACCUUUGUGGAGUGUGACAGGAAGGCACAAAUCUGUCUUCACUGGAACAAAAGUCAUUGCGACCUAAGCCGGUGCCCUCGUUUGAAUGUCUGUAUGAUUUGUCAUGGAGACCAUGGAAUGUUCGAGUGUCCUCAUAAAGACAAGGUCAAGCCAGAAAUGCCGGGCAGGAAGUAUACGGACUUUUGUCAAAACUGGAACUCGAGUGGACUUUGUGGCUUUGAUACCUGCAAACGAGUUCACCGAUGCAUAAAUUGCGGCGGUGCCCAUCCCAGCUUAGAUUGUCCGGUAGUUGUAACCCGUUAUGUGAAUCGGUCAGUCCCUCCACCGAUCGCGUACCCGGAAGAGAGCUUUGCAGCCGGGCGACGAAGUCCCGCACCCCGUUCGCGGCAGCAUACGUCUGACAGUGCGACAAUGGACGUAGGUAGUCAUCGCAAGCGUGGCCGAUAUGAAGGGGAAACUGGCGAACGCGAAGGUCGGAACAAGAAGUUCAAAAUUCAAUUGCAAGAAACCACACCACGCAAGUUUAAGCAAAGCGUGCCUGCCAUCAAUGCUGUUCCGCAAAACGGAAGAACAUGCCACUAUUGGAAUAAUAACAAAGGAUACUGUAGAAACGGCAGUCAGUGCCGCUUCCUUCAUACAUGCGAAACAUGUGGCUCGCAUGAGCAUUCUGCAACAGUCUGUUCGAUCGUCGCCUCCUGAUCACAGCGGGUUGCGUAGGACGAUAGGACGUGUUAUAUAGCUGUAUCAUCACAUUGUACUUAGGUUGGCUGACAAGCACAUUCUGAAGCCGUAAAUGUAGUCACUCAUUUGAGUAUGCAUCUAUUCAAACCGGACCAAUUGUCGUCAGCUAUUUGC
Messenger RNA from Spizellomyces punctatus DAOM BR117, 2504 nucleotides. RefSeq lists its product as uncharacterized. The transcript has 2 exons. Lineage: Eukaryota; Fungi; Chytridiomycota; Chytridiomycetes; Spizellomycetales; Spizellomycetaceae. Gene Ontology annotation, molecular function: metal ion binding. Bases 117 to 2348 code for a protein of 743 amino acids. The record is from RefSeq and is a predicted model, not a curated record.